This is a messenger RNA of Exaiptasia diaphana, 1324 nucleotides long. RefSeq names its product rhodopsin, GQ-coupled-like. The transcript is spliced from 2 exons. NCBI's taxonomy places the organism in Eukaryota, Metazoa, Cnidaria, Anthozoa, Actiniaria, Aiptasiidae. The record is from RefSeq and is a predicted model, not a curated record. The coding region runs from base 282 to 1283 and encodes 333 amino acids. Gene Ontology annotation, cellular component: membrane. Gene Ontology annotation, molecular function: G protein-coupled receptor activity. Gene Ontology annotation, biological process: G protein-coupled receptor signaling pathway.
AAAGAAAACCCGCGGCGUGGCUCUUCAAACAAUUUAUAUACAGCAAGCGGAGCGGUAUUGCCGGAUAUUGUAAGMUUGUGAACUGUAAAAAGAUUGGGCUGCCUUCUCUAUAAUCUUGGGACUUCUUCCAAGAUGUGAGAAGUCAUAAAACGCCUACCGUUCAGUUUAGAGUGRUGACCUAAAUCCAGUCCUUUCAAACAAUCUGAUAAAGGAAAAACGGCUUUACAAGUGAGGUGCCCAAAGCAUCUUUCUUCGCAACACCUGCAACGACCAUUUACGCCAUGCUCGACCAAGAACAUAYAAGAAAACUAAGCUUAGAACUGGCUAACCGAUCAACCUUCCAAGUCGUUGCAGAGACAUUGACUUUAAUCAUCAUUUCUUUAGUCGCUUUGGUUGGCAAUUCGUGUGUUUUGUACGUGUUCUUAAAGUCACCAAGUUUUCGCAGUGUAACCAACUACUAYCUCAUCGCGCUCUGUUUGUCCGAUGUGYUGUAYUCAUUAAUCACAGUGCCGAUGGUUACACUYGCAGCAGCCUUCAGCAAAGAUGUACUCGGRCCUAGAGUUGGAAUAGCUUCAGGGUUUCUUGGUUAUUCCUUUGUUUCUGGAUCGUUACAGACGACAACGCUGAUCGCAGUCAACAGAUUCUUCUGUGUGGUAAAACCAGAGACUUACCGCAAAUAUUUCAAACCAAAGCCCGCCCUGCUCAUGAUCAUUGGGAUGUGGGUAUUUUCGGUGUUUAAUGCUGGAGGAGUCUUUCUUGUUGGCAUCGCGAGCUUUGAGUUUUAUCCUGGUAGAUUUGCUUACCUUYUCUCCUUCAAGGAUMACACUACUGAAGUARUCUACAGCUUUGUGGCUUUCUUUCUAUUUGCCAUCGCACCCAUGUCUAUUGCUGGAAUCAGUUACUGGAAAAUCUAUAAAGUUGUACAGGGGCACCAGAAUGCUGURGCAUCGUCGCUGAACACUGGMCCCUCCACAAACAGCCCAACUUUGACCAGAGAAGAAAUCCGCAUCACUAGAUCAGUGCUGGCGCUUGUGUGUGGCUUUGUAAUCUGCUGGUUUCCCUGCAGUAUUGUCAACAUCGUUUCUGUAUUUCACAACCUCUCUCGUUAUGCYGAGAUGAUAUUUAUAUACACUCCCUCGCUUAGCACGGCAAUCAAUCCCAUCAUUUUUAACAUAUUCAACAGGCCUUUUAGAAGAGAGUUUCUUAGUAUCUUUAGCAGAAGAGCUGUCAUAAGAGUUGGAGCGACUAAAAGUGAACAAGUUACAACUUCAUCGCGUACAUAGUGUUGUAUURGGGACAGCUUUUUGCGCAGUAAAUGUCCAAU